Molecule: messenger RNA, 1184 nt
Organism: Durusdinium trenchii
Lineage: Eukaryota; Dinophyceae; Suessiales; Symbiodiniaceae
Source: the annotation of a GenBank genome assembly
CAGGUACGUAGUUCUGGCGUCCCAGAACUGUAUCACUGUGCGACAGAUGCGUCUUCGUUGGCUGGAGACAUCUGAGGCACACUCCAGCCCCCUGCCUCUUUUUCUGCGUAAGAAACUGUAAGUUAGUAGUGAUGCCAGGAGCCCUUAGUAGCAAAACCAGGGGCCCUAGUAGCGUCCUUUACGACUCAAAACCUCAGGCACAGGUGUGGACACACACACACACACGUAUUUGGUUCAAGGGUCUUUCAGCUCCAGGUGUGUCCAAGUCAGGCACAAGUAUAGACAACACUAUGAUGCGCCGCUCUCGUGCUGCCCAUUGUGGUCUCCUUCUGGUGGCGGGAUGGCAGUUCUUGGCUUUCUCGAUGACGAAGCUGCAGUCCCCGGAACCAGAGGUGAAGUUUGGCAAGUACAGGGGUGAAAUGACAUCAGAUGUGCUUGACAAGGAUCCAGACUACUGCAUCUGGAUCGUGGACACCUACCACUCAGGAGAAGCCACUCCAGCCUUGGGGGAAGUUGCCGAAUGGCUCAUCGAUCACAACCCAGAGCUGACAAACCAAGACGCGAGGCCAAUGGGCUUUGGGGUACACAAGGAGAAGACCCGAGAGUGGGUCAUGAACAAUCACCCUGAUUAUGGAGAGUGGGUCAUCAAACUGGUGCAGAAGAAGGACACCAAAGGUGAAAGUGUCUCGCGUCGAGUGGGGUCCUUUGCAACCUAUGCGGAGGAGUGGUUGAAGGGCGGAGAAGCGUGACUGAGCUGGCAUUGCACGAAGAACAGCUGAAUGUGAAUGGACAUAAUCUAAAUGUGCAAAAGCUCACAUUCACGACAUAGGCUUGUGUUUACAAGAGUUAGAUGUUCGGGCAAUAGCAUCCGGACGAAUUGGGGGUUGCUCAGCUGCAUUGACGGCAGUUGAUCAGAUCAAGCAUUCUGGGUGAAAAAUACCAUGUAGGCACGUGGAUUGCCUCCGUCUCAAGCUCCAAUGCCUGGUUGUUGGUUUUCCUUCAGCCCAAGAGGUACGCUCCUUGCUGCUGCAGCGGUCUUCAUGGCUGCAGUGUCCUCCCCCCGUGCAGCCUCUGAACAUCUACACGGGACAGAGGUGAUUGAAUCCCAAAUGCGAGGCCUGGACGGCACCCAUCUCCCUCGCGGUUGUCGUUGAGGUGCAGAGACGCAAAAGCAGGCGCAGAGG